GAGUGUCCACACACAAUCCAUGUCAGUGUGUCUAUAUACCGUCUACCAUCAUAAUAUAGCAUAUAUAUGAGCGGGUGAGCAGUGAACGCGCGACGCGGAGCAGCCUACACAUUAAAAUCAUAUAAUAUAAGAUAAUAAUAAUGUGGCAGCAGAGCUCGCUUCGGUUUAUCACGCGAUAGACGUAUCAGGAAACAAUAAAACUCCGAAUUCCCAUCGAUAUGCCGCGAGACAGAGAGGGGACCUAUCCAAACUAAUUGAAAAUAAUAUCUCCUGCCAAGCUCGAGCUGCUUUGCGUACACUACUGUCAAUUAGUCAGUUCGGGUUUAAUUGCCGAUGCGCGCGUGACCGAGUAAAUUUCGGCUCGGUGUUGUUUUUUUUUUGGUGCUCGGAGCCGCCUGUAUACAGUGGACGGCGCAUGUGUCUGCUCGAUACACAAUAAUGGGAGUACAAUAGGCUGCUCGUAGUCGUAAUUCACCCUCGGCAGCAAGUGCAUACACAAGUGGACAGCACACAACACGCGAGCCGCUUGCAGCACGAGAUAUUUAGGACGUUUUUUGGGCUUCUCAAUUUAUGACUGUGGACGUAAAACCGAUUCAAAAUGUUCUCACGCUUGAACAGAGAUCUGAUGCCCAUGAAGGCGCAUUACUUUUUCUUCAAUGCAGCUACCGGUCCUAUGAUGCAAUUUUUGCCGACGUUCGCAAAGCAAUUGGGAUUUUCCGCAUCAGUUUUUGGAUCGAUUUAUGCGCUACUUCCCAUCACGGGGUUGGUGGCAAAACCCUUAUUUGGUGGCCUUGCUGAUAGAUUCAAAUUGCACAAACAAUUUUUUAUUAUCUUUCAAAUUGUCCUAGCCAUAGCGUUUUUAGUUAUGAAUUUUAUACCAGAAUUAGAUUUUAAUCAAAAUGCUACUUUGAAAUGUAAUGGAGAUACUUUUUUAAAUAUCUGCUCCAAUUCUACAUUUGAAUACAAAGGAAAAGAUAGAAAUACAAGCUGUCACUUGACAUGUAAAGUAACUAACUUCACAGAUUAUGAAGGGAUGUGUCGUACCUGGAAUAUUGAUUGGAAAUAUUGUAAUCAAACUAUAAAACCUGAAGAAAUAAACACCCUUCAAAAUAUUGAAUUUGAUGCAUAUUUCAACACUAUUGAUAUGUUAUCAGUGCCAUCAAAACAGUAUCCAGGUUCUUGUCUGGAAAUAAAAAUAGCUAGUGCUGCAAUUGGUUCAGGCACUAAACAUAAAACUUUCUGUGAUGAAUACUCUUUUAAUAUGCCUUGUUCAGUACAAUGUCCAAAUAUUCCUUCCUUGGAUGAAAUGAUCAAAAAUGACUUGAUGGAAAAUUAUCCAAAAACUGAAUCAUACAGUAGAAAUUUUUAUUGGUUUUUGUGGGCUUCUAUUGUGAGUUGGGUUGGUAUGGCUAUUGUAGUUAGUAUUGCAGAUGCCAUAUGUUUUAACUUAUUAGGUAAUGAUUCUAAUAAAGAUUAUGGAAAACAAAGAAUGUGGGGUAGUGUUGGAGUAGGAAUAUUUGGCAUUAGUGCAGGAUACUUGAUAGAUCUUUUCAGUCAUGGAAGUGAAAUAAAGGAUUACUCAUGUAUAUUUUAUUUGAUGUUAAUAGCCAUGGCUUUUGAUGUUUUAUUCUCGACUCAACUUAAAACAGAAAAUCUUGACUCCAGUGAGCCAUCUGUAUUAGAAGAAAUAUGGUCAAUAGUAUCAGAAAGCAGAGUUUUAGUAUUUGCUUGGUGGUGUGUGGGAGCAGGAAUGUGUACAGGAGUUGUAUGGAAUUUUCUUUUCUGGUACACUGAAGAGAAAACUCAAGGGCCCGAUUUAGAAUGGAUAAAAACUUUACAAGGUUUAAUGACCGGGGUGCAAUGUUUUAUAGGAGAAAUGCUUUUUAAUUUUUUAUCGAAUAACAUACUCAAAAAGAUAGGCCAUAUUAAUUCUAUGAGUCUUGUUUUAAUUGUUUAUUCAAUCAGAUUCAUGGCUUAUAGUUUGAUUCGUAACCCUUGGCUGUUUUUAAUUACGGAAGUUUUACAUGGUCCAUCACUUGGCUUGUGUUGGCCAACAAUGGCAUCCUAUGGUGAUAAAGUAGCACCUUCUGGGACAAAAGCCACCAUCCAAGGUCUAGUAGGAGGAGUUUUUGAAGGAAUUGGUGUUUCUAUGGGGACUCUAAUUUGUGGGUUCCUUAUGAAUAAGUAUUCUGGAGAAACUGUUUUCAGAAUAUUUUCAGUUGGAGCACUUGUAUGGUUAGCCAUUUUUUGGAUGUUCCAAUUGAUUUUAAGAAAAAUCAAAGCAUACCCAUUGCAACAAGGCCACACUCAUUUGGCAAGUUAUACUCAUCCUGAUGAUGCGAUUCUUAUGACUAUGAGUCAAGAAAUGCAAACUUAUUGA
This is a messenger RNA of Trichogramma pretiosum, 2380 nucleotides long. RefSeq names its product major facilitator superfamily domain-containing protein 6 (gene Sugb). The record is from RefSeq and is a predicted model, not a curated record. Gene Ontology annotation, cellular component: membrane. NCBI's taxonomy places the organism in Eukaryota, Metazoa, Arthropoda, Insecta, Hymenoptera, Trichogrammatidae. The coding region runs from base 599 to 2380 and encodes 593 amino acids. The transcript is spliced from 7 exons.